AUGACUGAAGCAGAUGGUCUGUGGUGGUCGGAUAGUGAUAGUGAUAAUUUAAAGGACAUAGCACCGAAUAGUACAAUUAGUAAUAUGGAUGAAUUGGAAGAAAUUAGUGAUAGUAAUAUUGACAUUUAUAGGACUAUACAUAUUAACGGUUAUGGAGAAGGUGUUAUGGGUUUACUCAGUAUUAGGGAUGAUUUAGAUGAAAUAGAAAGUAUUUUUAAUGAAGUAGAAGAUAGGUACAUAGUUAGGGAUAAUGAUGAAGACUGGUAG
Macrosiphum euphorbiae (potato aphid) is the source of this 267-nucleotide messenger RNA. Lineage: Eukaryota; Metazoa; Arthropoda; Insecta; Hemiptera; Aphididae. The record is from the annotation of a GenBank genome assembly.